Andrographis paniculata is the source of this 1400-nucleotide messenger RNA. Its product is annotated as L-ascorbate peroxidase 2, cytosolic-like. Gene Ontology annotation, molecular function: peroxidase activity; heme binding. The record is from RefSeq and is a predicted model, not a curated record. The transcript is spliced from 9 exons. Lineage: Eukaryota; Viridiplantae; Streptophyta; Magnoliopsida; Lamiales; Acanthaceae. Bases 7 to 1038 code for a protein of 343 amino acids. Gene Ontology annotation, biological process: response to reactive oxygen species; hydrogen peroxide catabolic process; cellular response to oxidative stress.
CCAAAUAUGGAGGAGAUAUUAUAUGAAUACCCAUUAGUCCAUGACCACUUUAGGCGGACUAAUGUCCUAUCAAUCCAAACUGCAAGAUCCAGCUCCAGACGUGUUGCCGCGCCAACAGACAACGGCACCAUCCGGAAAACCAUGGAACUGGAUCGAAGUUUCUCGUCGAUUGAUAUCGUUCUAUAUCUGCCCCUGCACAAUUUCGGGUAUCUUCACUCGAUUUUCUCUUCAAGCUUCUGUUUCUAUCAGAUUGCUGAGUGUCGUCGCAGCUGCGGGUUUGAAGUGAUGGUGAAGAAUUACCCGGCGGUGAGCAAAGAGUAUCAGGCGGCAGUAGAGAAAUGUAGGAAGAAAUUGCGAGGUUUAAUUUCGGAGAAGAAGUGUGCUCCAAUUGUGCUGCGGUUGGCAUGGCAUGCGGCUGGUACAUAUGAUUGGAAAACAAAAACUGGAGGCCCAUUCGGGACAAUAAGGAAUCCUAGCGAGAUAUCUCAUGAAGCUAACAAAGGCCUUGACAUUGCAGUGAGGUUGCUGGAACCUAUUAAGGAGCAAUUCCCCCUACUCACCUACGCAGACUUCUACCAGCUGGCUGGAGUAGUUGCUGUGGAAAUUACUGGAGGCCCUGAGAUUCCAUUUCACCCUGGAAGACCAGACAAAACAGAACCCCCACCAGAAGGUCGCCUGCCUGACGCCAAGAAAGGAGCUGACCAUUUGAGAGAAGUUUUUGGGCGCAUGGGCCUAAGUGAUAAAGACAUUGUUGCUCUGUCUGGUAGACACACCUUGGGGAAGUGCCAUGAGGAAAGAUCUGGAUUUGAAGGACCAUGGACCCCCAAUCCUCUCAUAUUCGACAACUCCUACUUCAAGGAACUUCUUAGCGGGGAGAAAGAGGGCCUGAUUCAGCUGCCAACAGACAAAGCUCUGUUGGAAGACCCCAUAUUUCGUCCUCUUGUCGAAAAAUAUGCUGCUGACGAGGACUCGUUCUUUCAUGACUAUGCUGAAGCACACCUGAAGCUCUCUGAACUGGGAUUUGCGGAUGCCCACUAGAAUCAUGGCAUUUAAUGCGUCUCUGCACUCGACAUUCGUCUUUUGCAAGAAUUUCAGCGAGUUAGUUGCUGAUCCUCACAGGGCUGUGUUUCUUGAGGGUUUAAUGUAAUGUCUUUAGUGGUUAUGCUCGUGUCACACAAUAAAAUAAACAUGUAAUAGAUUAAUUAUUGUGAAUUAGUAUUAUUCUCCGUCGCUUUAUAUACUUAGACACUAAGAAAUGUUAAUUAACAACAAUUCGAUUAUUGAGGAGGACAAACCCACAAAUACUUGUUGGGUAUAAACACAUGUAAAGUGGCAACUGGAAUCCACUAUAAACUGUCGCAAUGAGACUCGGUUGAGCUUUCACAAAAAGAGACGACAAU